Molecule: messenger RNA, 1248 nt
Organism: Vicia faba (fava bean)
Lineage: Eukaryota; Viridiplantae; Streptophyta; Magnoliopsida; Fabales; Fabaceae
Source: the annotation of a GenBank genome assembly
AUGGAGCUAUUUCCAGCUCAACCAGAUUUAUCUUUGCAAAUUAGUCCUCCAAACACAAAACCAACAUCAAGCAAUUGGAAGAGAACAACAACUGAAGAAGAAAUGGAUUUGGGGUUUUGGAAAAGAGCUUUGGAUUCAAGAAACUCUCUAUCAUCAUCAUCUUCAUCAAUGGCUACUACUACUACUUCUACUAAAACUCAUGAUAAUUACACUUUUGACCUCUCUCUUUCAAAUCCAACAAAGCCUUUAGAUUCAAACAACACUCCUUCCAAUAACCUCAUUCAUCAUCAUCACUUCCAAAAUAAUGGUAACAACAACAAUAAUGCAAUUGCAAACCCUUUUCAAUCUUUUCAACAAAACCAUUACUUUCAACACCCCCAACCUUUCUUUCAACACCACCACCCCCAAAACCAAAGCUUAAGUCAAGAACUUGGUUUUCUUAGACCUAUUAGAGGAAUUCCUGUUUAUCAAAACCCUCCUCCUUUGUCAUUCCCUCAACUUCUUAAUCAUAACCAUAAUCUUAAUCAUAACCUUAAUCAUAACCUUAAUCACCUCCAUGUUCUUGAUGGCUCUACAACUACUACUACACCUUCUUCUAUUUCUAACAUAAACACAAACUCAACCCCUUUUCAAUCUCAAGCUUUGAUGAGGUCAAGAUUCUUGUCUAGAUUUCCUGCAAAAAGAAGCAUGAGAGCUCCAAGGAUGCGUUGGACUACUACACUUCAUGCUCGAUUCGUUCAUGCUGUUGAACUCUUAGGUGGCCAUGAAAGGGCAACUCCAAAAUCAGUUCUUGAGCUAAUGGAUGUGAAGGAUCUAACAUUAGCACAUGUUAAGUCACAUUUACAGAUGUAUCGGACGGUGAAGACUACAGAUAGAGUAGGGGCUUCAUCAGGGCAAUCGGAUGUAUACGAUAAUGGAUCGUCUGGAGAUAAUUCUGAUGAUAUAAUGUUUGACAUCAAUUCUUCAAGAAGAUCAUCUGAUUUAUCCAUUAAGCAGCAAGGAAGAUCAAAUGUUAAUCAAGAUAAGGAAUGUUAUGGUCUUUGGAGCAACUCAUCCCGGGAAGGUUGGUUACAUGGUAAACCAAAGGUUGAUUCUAUUGGAAACAUGCAAUCUCUUGAGAAGGAAAUGGACCCAAAGUGUUUAAGCUAUGAGAGAAUAUCAGAUGGAAGUUCAUCUACAAACCUAUCAGGAUCAAGCCCAAAGAAACCUAAUUUGGAUUUGGAAUUCACCUUAGGCCAGCCUCUUUGA